AUGGCGCUGCAGCCGCUGACCGCUGACGCGGGAGUCUGCUGUGCCACAGCAUCCCGCCCCCGCCGCCGCCCCCGCACUGUACAGCUAGCCGCUUGCCCGCCUGUCCUUGAGGACGCGACCGCACACCGGGUCAGCUGCCACGCCCACCCGCUCGGCGUGACGUCACGUGGAAGCGCCGCGGGCAAGGACGCGACGGAGAGCCGCCAGCCGCCGGCCGUCCUGCUGGGCCGGUUUGGGCGGCGGCCCACGUCCGCGACCUACUGCCUGCUAGUGGCUGCUGCUAGGGGCUGCAGCCAGCUGCCGGCUGCCACCUCGUGUCCGCCGCCGCCUCUCCACACGACAGCCGGGCCACCACCAGUUCGCAGAUCGCGCCUGCUGGCCUCACUACGCGUGGAGGACGCGCGGCGGGUGCCGGGCGGCGCCCGCCGCAGGCAGUCUGGCUGCCGGUGGUUCCCGCUCCUCCAGCCGCCACCGCGCCGCUACUCGCCGCCCUCUGCCGACGCUACGCUGCCUCCCAGUCCCCCGGCCUGCAGCAGAGCUGUGGCGGAGCCCGUUCUGCGAGCGGGGCCGGCGCGGAAAGCGGAGAGGACAGCUUUCGCCCGCAACUUCCGGCGUGCCUGUCCGUCCGCUACUGUGCACUCGCCGAGGUCGGCAGCUGGCGCAGUGCCACCAGACACACGCUGGCAGCAGCAGCAGCAGCAGCCGUCGACCCACCGCUAG
This is a messenger RNA of Schistocerca serialis cubense, 720 nucleotides long. RefSeq lists its product as uncharacterized. Bases 1 to 720 code for a protein of 239 amino acids. Lineage: Eukaryota; Metazoa; Arthropoda; Insecta; Orthoptera; Acrididae. The record is from RefSeq and is a predicted model, not a curated record. The transcript has 5 exons.